Molecule: messenger RNA, 1386 nt
Organism: Suillus bovinus
Lineage: Eukaryota; Fungi; Basidiomycota; Agaricomycetes; Boletales; Suillaceae
Product: Alpha/Beta hydrolase protein
Exons: 12
Coding region: 1-1386 (461 amino acids)
Biological process (GO): proteolysis
Cellular component (GO): fungal-type vacuole
Molecular function (GO): serine-type carboxypeptidase activity
Source: RefSeq, a predicted model, not a curated record
AUGAAGUCGUUCACACAGUCUUUCGCAGCGCCUUACGAUGAAGGGUUGUUCGUGCCUGUUGAGCAACUUAGCGCACUCUCAGAGGCCCAAUUCACCACCCUGGGCCAUCCUUUAUUUCCGAACCAUAGCGUUCGGAUUAAGAAGUCUUCUGAUUUCUGUGAUGGAACUGUGAAUGCUUACACGGGGUACAUCGACAUCCAGGCCAGGCAUCUAUUCUUCUACUUUUUCGAGAGUAGGAACGAUCCUGCCAAAGAUGAUGUGAUCUUCUGGACCAAUGGUGGUCCUGGGUGUUCCUCCAGCCUUGGCGUUUACGUAGAACUAGGACCUUGUCGAGUGGUGAACGACACUAGCACGGUGUUCCAUCCCGAGUCCUGGAACUCUAAUGCGAAUAUCUUCUUCGUGGAUCAGCCAAUUGGUGUAGGUUUCUCGUACGCAGACUAUGGAGAGACUGUGAGCACUACUGAGGAAGCUGCACAAGAUAUUGCUGCGUUUGUCGCGAUUUUCUUUGAAAAUUUCACUCAGUUCAAAGGACGUGCGUUCCACAUGGCCGGAGAGUCUUAUGGAGGGCGUUACGUUCCAGUUUUCGCUGCUGCAGUCUACGACCAGAAUGCCAUGUUGGCUGCGGCUGGUGUUACUCCAAUCAACCUUCAGUCUAUUAUGAUCGGCAACGGUCUGACCGACUUUUACACAAUGACGGCGGCCUAUGUAGACAUGCAAUGCACUGGCGCAUCAGUCUUUCCUGUGCAGAGCAUCUCUGCGUGUAAUCGUAUGAAACAAGCGCUCCCUCGGUGCCAAAAGUGGUUGACAGAAUCAUGCAUCACCCAGUUCGAUUUGAUGAACUGUGAAGCAGCUUCAAACUUUUGUGACACUGAGAUAUCAGCACCUCUUUUCACGACUGGCAUGAAUCCCUACGAUCUCAGCAAGGUCUGUGAUGGACCUAUCGAGGAGACAUUGUGUUACCCGAUCACGCUGUCUAUGGCGAGCUACCUUGACCAACCCUCCUUGCGUCAGAAACUUGGCGUGGACGCCGCUGUCACAGGUAACUAUAGCUCCUGCAGUGAUCCUGUUGGACAGGCUUUCUCGUUGGCUAUGGAUGAGUAUCACCCAACCUACCCUCACGUUGCCGCACUUCUUGAGCGCGGCGUACACGCAUUGAUAUAUGUGGGAUCUUAUGACUGGAUCUGCAACUGGCUUGGUAACCAGGCGCAGUUUGGGCAGCAACCCCUCGAGUCUUGGCUGGUUGAUGGAAAAGUUGCUGGAAAGACUAGGAGUGCGAACGGACUCACGUUUGCCACUGUGGAAGGUGCAGGCCAUAUGGUUCCGCUCGACAAACCCAAAGAAGCACUUGUCAUGGUACAGCGUUGGUUGGCUGGGAGGGGCUUGUAG